AUGGCAUCGGCGCUCCUCCCCACCUUUGUGCAGCAACGCCUCUUCUCCAACUCCUCCAACCCCAGCGAUCGCAGUCUGAGUAUCAACAACAUCAAUCCACAUGUGAAGGAGGCACAGUAUGCCGUGCGUGGAGAGCUGGCCGUCAAGAGUGAAAAAUACCGUGCUCAGCUCGCCAAGGGCGAAGGCAAGGACCUGCCUUUCGACUCCGUAGUCAGUGCGAACAUCGGCAACCCGCAACAGCUCGAUCAGAAGCCCAUCACAUUCUUCAGACAAGUAGCCAGCUUGGUCGAGAACCCUCUGCUACUACAGCAUGAGGAUGUAUUGAAGAGCAGCCUGGGAUACAACAGCGAUGCAAUCGAGCGGGCAAACAAGUUAUYGAAGGACGUCAAGAGUGUAGGCGCAUACUCACAGUCGCAAGGAGCGCCCGGAAUCCGCAAGAGCGUUGCAAACUUCAUCGAGAAGCGCGAUGGCUUCCCUGCAGAUCCUGAACACGUAUAUCUGUGUGCAGGUGCCAGUGCGGGCGUCAACGCUCUCAUGAGUGUCAUUUGCGCCACCCCUCAGACUGGCAUCCUCGUCCCGAUCCCUCAAUACCCUCUUUACACUGCAACCUUGAGUUUGCUCAACGCCCAGGUCGUGCCAUACUACCUCAACGAGGAGACCAACUGGAGUACGGACGUCGAGGGCAUGCGUGUGGCGUUGAAGGAGGCACAGAUGAAGGGCAUCGAUGUGCGGGCGGUUGUUGUUAUUAACCCAGGCAACCCCACAGGUGGAUCGUUGCCUCCAAGCAACAUUGAAUCUGUCAUUGAGCUUGCUGCAGAGGAAAAGCUUGUUGUACUUGCCGAUGAGGUCUACCAGACCAACGUGUUCGAGGGCGAGUUCCACAGCUUCAAGAAGAGUCUACGAACGCUGCAGAGUGGGGAUAAGAACAAGGACGGCAAGUUCGACAACAUCGAGUUGGCAAGCUUGCAUAGCAUCAGUAAGGGCAUGGUCGGCGAGUGCGGACACCGAGGUGGCUACUACGAGAUGGUUGGAUUCGAUCCCGAGGUCGUCGCUCAAAUCUACAAGUUCGUCAGCAUCAUGCUCUGUCCACCAGUCAUUGGUCAAUGUCUGGUCGAACUGAUGGUCAAUCCGCCCGUCGAAGGCGAGCCAUCUUACGCGCUCUACAAGGAGGAGUACGAUACCACCUUCAAGAACUUACAAAAGCGUGCCAUGGCUCUGUACGAUGCCUUCAAGGAGAUGGAGGGCGUGGAGUGCCAAUCGCCACAGGGCAGCAUGUACCUGUACCCAACGAUCACUUUAUCCGAGAAGGCGAUUGAGGCCGCGAAGAAGGAAGGCAAGUCUCCUGACGAGUACUACUGUCUGAGAUUGCUGGAUGCCACGGGAGUGUGCAUUGUGCCCGGCUCGGGCUUCGGUCAGAAGGAGGGCACUUUGCACUUCCGGACGACCUUCCUGGCGCCCGGUACGGAUUGGGUCUCGAGAAUCACGGCCUUUCACAAGAGCUUCAUGGAGAGCUUCAGAGAUUGA
This is a messenger RNA of Ramularia collo-cygni, 1524 nucleotides long. RefSeq names its product probable ALT1 Putative alanine transaminase (glutamyc pyruvic transaminase). The record is from RefSeq and is a predicted model, not a curated record. NCBI's taxonomy places the organism in Eukaryota, Fungi, Ascomycota, Dothideomycetes, Mycosphaerellales, Mycosphaerellaceae. The coding region runs from base 1 to 1524 and encodes 507 amino acids. The transcript is spliced from 2 exons. Gene Ontology annotation, molecular function: L-alanine:2-oxoglutarate transaminase activity; pyridoxal phosphate binding. Gene Ontology annotation, biological process: biosynthetic process.